Molecule: messenger RNA, 1602 nt
Organism: Olea europaea var. sylvestris
Lineage: Eukaryota; Viridiplantae; Streptophyta; Magnoliopsida; Lamiales; Oleaceae
Product: inorganic phosphate transporter 1-11-like
Exons: 1
Coding region: 1-1602 (533 amino acids)
Biological process (GO): transmembrane transport
Cellular component (GO): membrane
Molecular function (GO): transmembrane transporter activity
Source: RefSeq, a predicted model, not a curated record
AUGGCUACAAGCAGCAAUAUUGCUGUGCUUAAUGCUCUUGACAAUGCAAGCAUACAAUGGUAUCAUGUCAACGUGAUUGUGAUUGCCGGAACGGGCCUUUUCACCGGUGCAUACGACAUGUUUUGCAUCCCUACCAUCAUCAAGCUCUUAGGCCGCCUUUAUUACCACGACCACUCCACGAAUAUGCCAGGAAGGCUGCCUCAUAAUGUCAAUAAUUUUAUGCUCGGAGUAACCGUGGUCGGGACUCUAACCGGCCAGUUAGUCUUCGGGUGGCUGGGUGAUAAACUAGGAAGGAAGAGAGUUUAUGGGAUUACCCUGAUUCUUAUGGCCAUUUGUGCUAUUUGUUCAGGCUUUUCCUUUGGUUUCAGUCCCAAAGCUGUAAUGGGAACUCUCUGUUUCUUCAGAUUCUGGCUUGGAUUUGGCAUUGGGGGUGAUUAUACUCUCUCCGCCACCAUUGUGUCUGAGUACGCUAACAAGAAGACUCGUGGGACUUUAAUCGCAGCAGUGUUUGCUAUGCAAGGUGUUGGCUAUGUCUUUGCCGGCCUAGUGUCGAUGAUUCUUUCAAGAAUUUUCCUCGAUAAGUACAAAGGGAUUCGAUUUUCGGAUGAUGAUAUUUUGUAUGCUGAGCCUGAGGCAGAUUAUGUUUGGAGAAUAGUUUUGAUGCUUGGAGCUCUUCCUGCAAUUCUCACAUUCUACUGGAGGAUGAAGAUGCCAGAGACGGGGCGAUACACAGCACUUAUCAAGGGUAAUGCUGAACUAGCAGCUUCUGAUAUGGGUAGAGUUCUUGACAUGGAAAUUCAAGCUGAUCAAGAAAAGUUAGCACAAUUCAAGGCAGCUAAUGAAUACCCUUUAUUGUCAAAGGAGUUCUUUCGACGCCAUGGCCGACACCUAAUUGGUACGACGACUACAUGGUUCUUGUUAGACAUAGCUUUCUCCAGCCAGCACCUGACUCAAAAGCACAUAUUUACUACAAUGAGACGAGCAAAUAUUAGCGCUCUGCAGGAAAUGUUCGAGACCUCGCGUGACAUGUUCUUCAUUGCCUUUCUGGGCUCCUUCCCUGGUUACUGGUUCACAGUAUAUUUCAUAGACAAAAUAGGCAGGUUCUGUAUCCAACUGGUGGGGUUUUUUAUGAUGUUCAAAUUCAUGCUUAUCAUCGGAAUAAGUUAUGAUUACAUGAAAAAGGAAAAUCACAAGUGGACGUUUGCUGCACUAUAUGGGCUGACAUUUUUCUUCUCCAGUUUUGGCCCCAACAGCACCACGUUUAUUCUUCCGGCAGAGCUAUUCCCGACAAGAUUUAGAUCCACUUGCCACUCACUGAGUGCAGUAUCAGGGAGGGCAGGGAGCAUGAUCGGCGUAUUUGGAGUGCAAAACUAUGUUAAAGAUGGAAAUGUUAACAAAAUUAAGAAAGCCAUUAUACUUUUGGCCUUCAUAAACCUGGUGGGUUUCUUCUGUACUUUACUGGUGAGGGAGACCAUGGGGCUGUCGCUGGAGGAGAUAUCCGGGGAGGACGGCAGCCUGAAUGAGACACAGAUGCCCACUCUGGCAGUUCGACGGACAACGAAUACAAUGCAACCUCAUGUGGUGCCACAAGAUUCUGCUUAG